This is a messenger RNA of Stylophora pistillata, 623 nucleotides long. Its product is annotated as cytochrome b-c1 complex subunit 6, mitochondrial. Gene Ontology annotation, cellular component: respiratory chain complex III. Gene Ontology annotation, biological process: mitochondrial electron transport, ubiquinol to cytochrome c. The record is from RefSeq and is a predicted model, not a curated record. Lineage: Eukaryota; Metazoa; Cnidaria; Anthozoa; Scleractinia; Pocilloporidae.
UGACUGCUAAGCUUGCGAGUUACACGACUGUAGUUACCGGCAGACCGGUGUAGUAAUAUUGCGUGAGAUUAUGGGUCUAGACGAAGAAAAAGCGCUUCUUGGAAGCACAAUCGUCUCAGAAAAGGUUGAGGAUUCUGACCCAGAAGAUGAAGGUGAAGAGGUUGAAGAGCCUGCUGGUGACGCAGGAGGUGAUGAUGAUGAUGAUGAAGAUGAGGAGGAGUUAGAGGAUCCAAGGGACAAAAUUCUUGAGAGGUGCACUGAGAGUCCAACAUGUUCCAAAGUUAAACUAGAGCUGGACACCUGUAAUCAGCGUGUUAGCAGCAAAUCAAGCACGGAAGAGACCUGUGUACAAGAAUUGUUUGAUUUUAUGGAGUGCGCAGAUCACUGUGUUGCACAUCAUUUGUUCCAUAAACUGAAGUGACAGCAAUAUUUUUCAAAGUAUUCAGAAUUUUGGUGGAUGUACUGACAUAUUUAGGACUUGAUUUUAAAUGUCCUCAAUUCUUCUGUUUUGCUUUUGUCUCUUGUUGAUACAUAAGUAAUUUUUGGCCAAGGACCAAUCACUGCUGUAUUAACAGUUGUGCACGAGGAAAAUGUUAAUAAAGCACUUUUAUUUUAAACUUGUU